AUGGGUUGUUUUGGGCGAACCUUGAAAUGUGGAUUUGGUCCAUAUCCUUGUUUUUUAUGCUGUGUGAAGAAUGCUCGAGAAUCUACAACAACGCGUCUUCUCUAUACGUUGAUUCUUGUCUUCACUGCUUUUUUAUCAACCGCGUCACAUGAAGGCGGACUGUCAAAAUUAUUUUACUCAAGAUAUGGGGCGCAGUUUGAUUGGUUUUGUUCAAAAAUUGGAGCAGGUACAAGUUGUUUCCGACUCAUAGGAUAUAUCGGCGUUUAUCGUAUUUGUCUUUCCCUAUUCACAUUUCAUAUUUUAAUGACACUGCUGACUAUUGCUGUCUCUUCUAGUCAAACUAUUCGGGGAAAGAUUCACAACGGAUUCUGGUUGUGGAAAAUUGCUUUCAUAAUCACUCUGUGGCUUAUUGCGUAUUUGUUUCCAUAUUUGGAAACGCUUACCAAAGUUUGGAUGAUAAUGGGAAUAGUCGGGGGAAUGCUAUUCGUUUAUGUACAGCACAUAACAUUGAUUGACUUCGCCUAUGAAAUAAAUGGAAACUGGCAUAAUAAAUCCAAGACGUCUCCCUGCUACACGUUAGCCAUUUAUGUCACCACACUUAUUCUUUACUCAGCUACAGUUUGUGCUUAUACUGCAUUUGUUGUCUUCUACGGUUUACCUCGUCAGUGUACAUUGAAUUUAACUGUGACAGGUAUUAAUGCUGGUCUCACGUUAUUAUUUGCCCUGUGUUCUGCAUUUUCUACGAUAUUACGCAAAGGUCAAAUGUGGUUACCUGGGGCAAUCACUUCUGCAUUUGUAGCCUUUUUAACAUGGUCAGCAUUAGGAAGUCAACCAAGGGUACUAUCAUCGAAUUUUCCAUGGCAAAGACAAACAGUAAAAAAGGUGAAUGAUGCUCAGAAAAAUUUCACUGUUCACCCUUUGGUUGUUGUUGCUGACCAGUUGAAUCGUCUACUGUCCAAUCAAUUUUCACGCGAUAAAGAAGAUAAAACAACAGUGGCACCAAAUGCUGAAAUGAAGUCGAAUAAAUCAGAGUCAAUUGUGCUAAUUAAUGAAUGCCUACCCGGUGGUGGGAUAAGUAAAAUCAGUGAACAUUUAGGCAAAGAUAUUGUUACAUUUUUAGGGAUUACAGUUGUUAUUGGUGGAUUUUUAUACUCAAGUUUUCGUGCUUCCAUGCAAGCAAGACGGUUAGGAAUCCGAACUAGAAGAGAGAAAUUAAAAGCACUUUUACCUCCUGUCCAUGAAAACAGUGAAUUAUGUGAUUUCUCAUCGAGAGCAACUUCUAAUUAUAAAAAGUCUUCCAAUGCAGUCAGAAGAGGAGGAGAUGGAGCAUUCGUAAAUAAAAAAUCCUCUGAAAAAUCACCAGUACGAUUUAUGAAUCAUAAAGAUGUGAAACGACAAGAACGUGCAUUAAAUCUGCUGGCUGAGGCAGUCGCUGAUCUACCUAAUCCAAAAGUAUUUCGUAGACCAUCAGCACGUCAACCUCGAUUAAAUACACAAGCACCUAGUACAUCAAAUAUGCCUACACAAUGCAUAAUGAAUAACAAUGAUAAUAAUAACAACAAUAAUAAUGAUGUAGGCGAUAGUAAUGCGGAAAAUGCAAAGGAUUAUACACGGAUGUCGUUUGAUUCAAAUACUUCUACAACUACUCCUAAAAAUGAAAGUAAGUCAACUCUACGCUUAGCUUCAUCUGAACCGGAUCUAACAAUCACUAUGCGAAAUUAUUCACGUCAACGUGGUGAUAUACGUGAUUUAGACUGGUCAGCAGUAAAUGGUGAUGCCGCCGGUGGCAAUGGUAAUCGAAAAUCAUCAUCAUCAAAAAAUAAAUUUGGUAAACGUUCUCGAGAGCAGUCAGUAACAUCGUCAUCAAAUCAUCGUAUUGGUUAUCUUCGACAGAAAAAGGUGAAACGGUCUAAAAGUCGUCUGAAGAAAACAUCUAACGACGAUGGCAAUCCUAACAUUGACACUGGUAACAAUGAAAGCAAUGUAAUGACAACUACGGACGGAGAUACUACUUGUUUGCAUCAACAAUCUGUUGAGAAUCCCAGAUCGAAUCCGCUGAAACCAAAACUUCAGUUUAAGAAAAGAAUCAAGAAAACUCUACGUGGAACAUAUCGGUUAAAUUCAAAUGAAAAACGUAUUGUUCAUGAUUUAUACCUGUUUAGUGCUGAUGGUCUUCCUGAAAAAGUUGGUCCUAAUAUCUACUUAUCUGUUAGUCCAACAACAAAUAACCCAUUGCCAGUUAUUACCAAUGUUGCUAGACGUUCUCCACUAGCGUGUAAAUAUAAUCCACAACCUUUGAAUCUAUCAAAUCCUGCAUCAAAUCAACAACAACAACAUUCACCACAUGAUAUAAUUGAGUCGACAGCGUUGACAUCACCUAAUCAUUUGCGAUAUCGUCGUGCUAGAUGGGCUAGUGAAAUCGCAUUGAAUAAACGUACCAGUGGAUUAUUUGAAGUAGAACCAGGGUUGAUGAAUUCACUGACUUUUCUUGGAACAAUGUUAAAUACUGCUGCUCCACGUGAUGGUUAUACCAUGUACAAUGAAGCGAUUGCAUCAGUCUACUCAUAUCCAUGGUUUCAUUUUAUUUAUGCACUAGCCGCUUUAUACUUGAUGACUCAAUUAACUAAUUGGUAUAAUCCACAGAUUUCACGUGUAGAUACUUUAUCCGAGUCAUGGGCAAAUAUGUGGAUGAAACUGGCAUCAUGUUGGUUAGCUUUAAUAUUAUAUGCAUGGACUAUAGCUUGUCCAAGAUUGUGUAUUGGUCGAAAACUUGGUGCAGCAGCACCAUUUACACCACGUACACCACGAGGGAAAAUAUCACCAAAUGUAUCGGUUGUUUAA
Trichobilharzia regenti is the source of this 2841-nucleotide messenger RNA. NCBI's taxonomy places the organism in Eukaryota, Metazoa, Platyhelminthes, Trematoda, Strigeidida, Schistosomatidae. The record is from the annotation of a GenBank genome assembly.